AUGGGUUCGUCAUUCUUUGCGGGAAUAGCUGUAAUGGUAGCUGCAUUUUGUGUAAAUCUUUUCGUUACCAAGUUCUCGACCAGAUAUCAAACUGCUUACAUGAAGCUAUAGGAUCAAAGAGUAAACCUAACAACAGAAUGUUUAAAUAACAUCAAAAUGCUUAAGCUCUAUUCUUGGUAAGAAGCUUUUGAAAAGAUGAUUGAGUAGAAAAGAUCUGAAGAGUUGGCUGUUCUAUGGAAAAGAUUUACAGUCAGUUGUAUUAACUCUACAUCUUUAUACUUCUUUCCAUCAAUAUUAGGUGCUGCUGUAUUUUCAACUUAUAUCGGUAGUGGGAAUACUCUUGACCUUAGUGUCGCUUACACAGUUAAUACUAUAUUUAAUUUGAUAAAGUUCGAAGAGGAAGACAAAAAUUCAAUUAAGAUUUAGGAAGGAAAUUUCCAUUGGGGUAUUUUGAAUAAAAAGGAGAAGGAAGAAUUGUAAAAGAAAUAGCACAAAGGGAAAAAGGGAAAAAAGGGAAUAGAGAAUAAAGCAAAUGAGUAAAAAUAAGAAGACAAUUAAUAGCUUUUAAAUGAACUAGAUGAUAAAAGAACAACAAGCUAAUUUCUAGCAAUUAAAAAUUUGAAUAUUGAAUUCAGACAUGGAGAAUUUACCUGUAUCAUAGGAGAUGUGGGUUCUGGUAAAAGUACACUUUUGAGUGCAAUAAUUGGAGAUUUGCUUUACCUUGAUCCUCAAUUUAUGAUGGUCUUUAAAGAUGAGCCAUUAAAUGAGAGAAUAAUAGAGACUAUUAAGUAAGAUUCCUCGAAACUAAUUGUCAAUAAGGAGCCUCCUAUCAUCCUAUCAGAAAAUGUAGCUUAUGUUUAGUAGAAUCCAUGGAUUUAAAAUAAAACCAUCAGAGAAAAUAUUCUUUUUGGACAAGAAUAUGAUGAGGAUAAAUAUCAAGAAACUAUAGAUAUUUGUUAACUCAGCCGAGACUUAGAAAUUUUACCAUCAGGUGAUCAGACUGAAAUCGGUGAAAAAGGUAUUAAUCUAAGUGGUGGUCAAAAAGCAAGAGUUAGCUUAGCAAGAGCUGUCUAUUCUGACAGAGCAAUCAUGCUGAUGGAUGAUCCUAUCUCUGCUUUAGAUGCAAAUGUCAAAAAGAAAAUAUUCAAAAAAGUCUUUAUGGAAAAGUUCAAAAACAAGACUAGAUUAUUAGUUACUCAUGCAAUUGAUUUCAUUCAUCUUGUAGACAGAGUUAUUGUACUGUCUAAGGGAGAAAUUGUUUUAGAUGGGAAUUAUACUGAUGGAGCAUAAUCACAUGCUAUCAAUGAGGAAGUGAAAUAUGAGAAUCCUUACAAUAAAAAUUAGUCAGAUGGCAGAACUUCAUUUUCAUCCCAAGAUAGUGACUCAGAAAGUAUUGAUAGUUAAAGUGACUCUGUCUAAGAUAUUGAAAGUGGAAGUGAAAAUGAAAAUGAAGAAUUAAAGGAGGGUCAAAAGAAAAAAAGAAAGAAUAAGUAAUAUAGAACUUUCUCAUUCACAACUCUUACUGAUGAAUAAAAAGGCAAAAUAAUUUCAGAUGAAAACAUCGAAGAGACAAAAGUCGGCUCUGGAGUUUAUCGUAAAUAUGUCAAUUACUUAGGAGGCUGGAAGAUAGUUGUAUUGUUAUUAUUCAUAUUCGUAAUAUUCACUGUGGCGAGAAUACUUGCUGAUUUACAAAUUGGCAAUUGGGCUUCAUCAACCAAGCAGAAGUCGGAAUUCUCUUAUUAUUGUGGGUUAACUUUCAUGUAUGCCUUCUUAUAGUCAGCAUUUGAAUUUCUUAGAGUUUCUACACUUUAAUAUAGAUCUUGGCUUGCUUCUAAAAAAAUUCAUAAAGACAUGAUCAAAACAGUUUUAAAUGCCCCUAUUAACCUCUAUUUCGAUGUGACUCCAAUUGGUAGAAUAUUGAAUAAAUUUUCAAGAGAUCUUUAAGUAAUUGAGUUGUAACUUUCUUGGCAGAUUGGCCCAUUUUUUGUCUUACUCUUCAAUUCCCUUAGCAUUAUGACUGUUUCAGCAAUUGUAGUUCCUUGGAUAGUUAUUUUGAUCGUUCUUUUAUCUUUGGUAGCAGUUAGGAUUUACACUCAAGUUAUAAAUUCUUUUAAAGAAAUGACAAGAAUAGAAAGUCUAACAAAAAGCCCACUUUUGAGUUUUAUUGGGGAAAGCUGCUCAGAUAUUAUGGACUGUUAAGCUAUAUGCACUUGUUGGCUAAAGAAUGGUAAGUGUAGACAGAUGCUUUAAAUUACUGGAAAUUCCCUAAGAAAAUGA
This is a messenger RNA of Stylonychia lemnae, 2277 nucleotides long. NCBI's taxonomy places the organism in Eukaryota, Ciliophora, Spirotrichea, Sporadotrichida, Oxytrichidae. The record is from the annotation of a GenBank genome assembly.